This is a messenger RNA of Musa acuminata AAA Group (dessert banana), 970 nucleotides long. Its product is annotated as 13S globulin basic chain-like. Gene Ontology annotation, molecular function: nutrient reservoir activity. Bases 1 to 804 code for a protein of 267 amino acids. Lineage: Eukaryota; Viridiplantae; Streptophyta; Magnoliopsida; Zingiberales; Musaceae. The transcript is spliced from 4 exons. The record is from RefSeq and is a predicted model, not a curated record.
AUGCUGAGAUGGAGAUGGGGUUGCGUGCAAGGCUUUGAGGACCUGCGUGUGACCGUCACACUAAAAGACAACGCAUGCGACGUUGCAGAGAUGUCGGUGUUAUCCGCCACGGUGACACUCGCCGAGAAGAAUGAGAAAAAAUAUACUAUAUACUUCAUAAUUGACACAUACCUCACCGAAGACGAGGCCGAGAAGCUGGUCCACAGCCAGACCAGUGCCGGCAUUGUCAAGGUGAAGGACAGCCACGCCAUGCCCGAGCCCUCAGUGCUAGAUAGGGAAGGCAUCGUUCUGAACCGCGAGGAGGCGCCCCUGGACGUGGACAUCAAGAACGGCGGCUGCGACGUGGUGCCGAACACCAAGAACCUUCCUCUGGUCGGGGAGGUCGGGCUCGGCGCCGAUCUCGUGAGGCUGAACGGCCACGCCAUGUGCUCCCCGGGGUUCUUCUGCGACUCGACCUUCCAGGUGACGUACGUGGUCAGGGGGAGCGAUCGCGUGCAAGUCGUCGGCGUCGAUGAUGGCAAGCGUGUGCCGGAGACGAAGGUGGAGAGGGGUUGCCUGUUCAUUGUGCCUCGGUUCUUUGUGGUGUCAAAGAUUGCUGAUGCUGAGGGAAUGGAGUGGUUCUCCAUCAUCACCACUCCCAACCCGGUGUUUACUCAUCUGGCAGGGAGGACAUCUGUGUGGAAGGCAAUGUCCGCAGAGGUGCUGCAGGCUUCAUUCGACACCACCCCUGACAUGGAGAAGCUGUUCAGGUCCAAGAGGACCUCUGAUGAGAUCUUCUUCCCUCCUCCAUCCUCCGCUUCCUAGCCAAGCCAGGAUCUGAACUCCAUGGUACUAAAGAUCAGUAGAAUUUGCGUGUGCAAGACUUUGAUAAGACUUUCUAAUAAUGAUUUUUAAGACAAAGGUGCUUUGUUGAUACUUUGAUCAGUGUAAGUUGUAAGCUAAGCGAUCCAAAUCUACAAAAUUCUCUUUA